AUGUUGGUGGUGGAUUCAGGUUCAACCAUAGCUGAUGAAGAAAAGACGGUGGAGCCGCCGCCUUCGUCGAAGGUGGCAUUUUCCAUCGGUCUACUAAAGCCGGUGGAAAUCCAGUUCUGCCGCGCCAACUCCGCCAUCCCAGCACCUCCAAACACCCCCUGGUCAAUGGUCGCCAUCAGAGAUUACGGAGACGAUAAUAAGAACCCAACGAUCAUCUUCCCUCCAAUCAACCACGAGAACCUUCAUAUAUCUGAAGAUACUCCUCAUGUUUACGGCGAGUCAUCGAUAACAUCUUCACCGUACAAUGAUGAAUAUUCCGAGUCCGAUUCAUAUUCGUAUUCCGAUUCAGAUUCAGACUCACACUCAAACUCCUCAGCCACAUUUUCCCCGUCUGAUUCCAGCGCAGUAAGUGCAUCUCCUUUGUCACAAAGUCCCAAUGCUAAGUCAGCUGGUUACAUCAUCGCACUAUGGUUCGAUUCAUGGGUGGAGAUACUCCGUUCCAAGUUGAAUAAUAGCACAACUCUAAUCUGGAAUAAUUUGGCUUCGACGCUGAGGGCGUCGUUGACUUUUCGAUCCGCCACAGUGACGGCGAUGUUGCUAAUGUUUCUAUAUUUCCGCCGGAGGAGGAGACUGAGGGAACAGGAAGAAAUUACGAAUCAGCUUAUUCGCAUUAUCAAAGAGAAAGACGAGAAAAUCAAACACCUAUUGGAUCAAACUGCAAGGAUGAAUCAAGCUUUGCUAGCAUUUCAUAGAGUUCCCAGUAGCUCUAGCACUUAG
This is a messenger RNA of Fraxinus pennsylvanica, 777 nucleotides long. The record is from the annotation of a GenBank genome assembly. NCBI's taxonomy places the organism in Eukaryota, Viridiplantae, Streptophyta, Magnoliopsida, Lamiales, Oleaceae.